CCCGUGAGAGGUAGGGCAACUCAGCGGAGGCAAUCAGUUCAAAAAAAAAAAAAAACUCAGCGGAGGCAAUGGACCAGCAGCCGCCGCCGCCGCCGCCGCCGCGACCAUCGGAGGCAAUGGAGGCGGAGGCCCCAUGGAGAGUCCUCGAGUUCUACAGCGGCAUCGGCGGCAUGCGGUACUCCCUGGCGUCGUCGGGCGUUCGAGCGGAGGUGGUGGAGGCCUUCGACAUCAACGACGUCGCCAACGACGUCUACGAGCGCAACUUUGGCCACCGCCCCUGCCAGGGAAACAUUCAAACACUCACUGCUAGCGACCUAGACAAGUACAAGGCACACGCAUGGCUUCUUUCUCCUCCAUGUCAACCAUACACACGGCAAGGACUUCAGAAGCAUUCAGCUGAUGCUCGGGCAUUUUCAUUCAUAAAGAUUCUUAACCUUAUGCAGAACAUGAACUUUCCUCCACAAAUGUUGUUUGUGGAAAAUGUUGUUGGAUUCGAGGUCUCUGAUACACAUGACCAGUUGAUAGAGGUCCUUUCAAGUCUCAAUUUCAACACACAAGAAUUUAUCCUAAGCCCCCUGCAGUUUGGUGUCCCAUAUUCUAGACCGCGCUACUUCUGUUUGGCGAAACAUGAUUCUAUGCGUUUUCAGAAUCCAUCAGUCAACAACAAGCUGCUCCGGACACCUACUUGCCUAACAUUGAACAGUACUGCAACUCAGAAUAGCUAUGAACAGAAUGAAGAUGUGCUGGAAGUAGUAUGUAAGCCAAUAAGGGACUUCCUUGAAAUACACAUUAUGGAUACUGUCGACCAGGAUUGUUCAGCCGCCACCUCUGACUUUAAGAAGGCUGGUGGAUGCAUUCCAAGUGAAACUGGUUCACAUGAUUAUACAGUUCCACUAAGCUUGAUUGAACGGUGGGGAAAUGCUAUGGAUAUUGUGUACCCUGAAUCAAAGCGGUGCUGCUGUUUUACUAAGAGUUAUUAUCGCUAUGUAAAGGGCACAGGCUCUCUACUGGUUACAUCCAAAGACCAAAAACCAGUUCCAAAAGAGAACCUUGAACUUUCUUCACUGAAUGAGUUGGGUCUACGUUUUUUCAGCCCUCGGGAGGUAGCUAAUUUGCAUUCUUUUCCUUCGAGUUUCUGUUUUCCGGAUCACAUAAGCCUCAGACAACAGUAUGCUAUGUUGGGUAAUAGUCUGAGCGUAGCGGUUGUAGCUCCUUUGCUGCGCUAUCUAUUUGCCGAGAGAUAGAGAAGUCCAUUCAGUUGGCGGUUGAUAUUCACCUUGGCCUGCCUUCUGAUACUGGUCAAACUCUUGCUACACCUGAGUUGUGAGUACAAUAUCCGUGGAAUGUUGUUCUGCCUAGUACUGCUGGUCACCAAUCUGCAAAGCCGACUGCUUCGUUUGGAGUUGUGACAGUGCUUGUUGGAAGUAUUUUCACGCCAGGAUACAAUUUCAUAGGGUUUGAAGACUCUACAUUCUAUUCGCUGAUGAUGUGGCGAGUGGCAUAGCGAAGAGGAGGAUGUGUCCAAUGCACCAACGAAGCUCUGCUGUGGAUCUAUUGUAACCUUCGACCUGGAAGUCUGCUCCUGCCUUCACCCCACAGCCAUAUCUUUGCAACGUUGCAGUGUUUUGAAGUGUAAUGUGAUAUUUUCUUUGAGGGGGAUACUGCUAUGUCAUUGCGAGAUUGGGUGCAAUUAUGCAAAGCCCAGUAAUGUACUUGAACGACGUCAUAUAUAUGAGCAUGAGCCUCAGAUUGCAACUGACGAAAGUUUUCCUUACUGUGAACAAUGUAGCUGGCCGGGCAGAUAAUAUCACAUGAGUUUCAUUUAUUCCA
This is a messenger RNA of Lolium perenne, 1830 nucleotides long. Its product is annotated as tRNA (cytosine(38)-C(5))-methyltransferase 2. Gene Ontology annotation, cellular component: nucleus. Gene Ontology annotation, molecular function: methyltransferase activity. The record is from RefSeq and is a predicted model, not a curated record. NCBI's taxonomy places the organism in Eukaryota, Viridiplantae, Streptophyta, Magnoliopsida, Poales, Poaceae.